AUGUUGAGCACUAAUUUGACUAGUGCUACUGCUCCAUCAAAUCCUGGUGAAAAACGUUUCCUUGAAGUUAAGGAUUCAAAGACUGGAAAAAUCAUCAAAAUUAAUGUAGAAGAAGGAAAUGCCAUCAGAUCAGUUGCUUUUGAACAAUUGGAUCUUGUUUGUUUGGAUCCUGGAUUUAUGAAUACAGCCAUUUCUAGAAGUAGUAUUUCAUAUAUUGAUGGUGAAAAAGGUAUUUUACGUUAUCGUGGAUAUGAUAUUGAAGAAUUGGCCGAAAAAUCAUCAUUCCUUGAAGUUGCCUUCUUGUUAAUCAAUGGUGAACUUCCAGAUAGAAAUCAAUUGAAUUUAUGGGAAGAAAGAGUUACUAAACACUCCUAUCUCCACGAAAACAUGGUCACCUUGUUGAAACAAUUUAGAUAUGAUGCUCACCCUAUGGGAAUGGUUAUUUCAUCAAUUGCUGCCAUGGGUACUUUCUAUGAAGAUGCUAAUCCAUCCCUCCAAGGAUCUGAUUUGUUCUUGAAGGGUGCUGAUAAGGAUUGUGUCAAGGUUGACUCACUUAGAUUUAAGCAAAUUUAUCGUAUUCUCGGAAAGUUGCCAACCAUUGCUGCCAGUGCUUAUCGUCACAGAAUUGGUAAACCUUACAAUAAUCCUGUCAAUAACCUUAACUAUACUGGUAACUUCUUGUACAUGUUGGACAGAUUGAGUGAAGUCAACUAUCAUCCAAAUCCAGUUCUUGCUCGUGCUCUUGAAAAAUUGUGGAUUAUUCACGCAGAACAUGAAAUGAACUGUUCCACUGCUGCUAUGCGUCACUUGAGCAGUAGUAGAGUUGAUCCAUACACCUCAAUUGCUGGUGCAUCUGGUGCCUUGUAUGGUCCAUUGCACGGUGGUGCUUGUGAAGCUGUUCUUCACAUGUUGGAAGAAAUUGGAACAAAGGAAAAUAUUCCAAAAUUCAUUGAAGAAGUCAAACAAAGAAAGAAGAAAUUGAUGGGCUUUGGUCACAGAAUUUAUCGUUCAUAUGACCCUCGUGCCAAGAUUGUCAAGAAGGUUGCCGAUGAAGUCUUCCAAGUUUUGGGCAAGGAACCAAUGAUUGAAAUUGCUGUUGAACUCGAACAAAUUGCCCUCAAUGAUCCAUACUUUAAGGAACGUAAAUUGUAUCCAAAUGUUGACUUUUACACUGGUUUGGUUUACAAGUGUUUAGGUUUCCCAGCUGACUAUUAUCCAGUUCUUUUCCUCAUUCCAAGAUGUGCUGGUUGGUUAGCUCACUGGAUUGAAAGUUUGGAAGAUCCUGAAGUCAAGAUUUUCAGACCAAAGCAAGUCUAUACUGGUAUUGACCAUAGAAAGUAUGUUCCACUCAAUCACAGAAAGCCUGCUCAAGCCAAUAAUGCUGAUGCUCUCAGAUCCUUCAUUUCACCAAUGUCUAAGCGUAGAUCUAAUGAUUAA
Naegleria gruberi is the source of this 1437-nucleotide messenger RNA. RefSeq names its product citrate synthase family member. NCBI's taxonomy places the organism in Eukaryota, Heterolobosea, Eutetramitea, Acrasida, Naegleriidae. The transcript is spliced from 2 exons. Gene Ontology annotation, biological process: tricarboxylic acid cycle. Gene Ontology annotation, molecular function: acyltransferase activity, acyl groups converted into alkyl on transfer. The record is from RefSeq and is a predicted model, not a curated record. Bases 1 to 1437 code for a protein of 478 amino acids.